This is a messenger RNA of Perkinsus marinus ATCC 50983, 719 nucleotides long. RefSeq lists its product as hypothetical. The record is from RefSeq and is a predicted model, not a curated record. Bases 24 to 623 code for a protein of 199 amino acids. The transcript is spliced from 6 exons. Lineage: Eukaryota; Perkinsozoa; Perkinsida; Perkinsidae.
AGUUGAAUAUUCCUUCCUAUUCGAUGACGACUCCUAGUCUCGACAACCGAACGAGAAUCACUAGCGUCUCUAUAGACCAUGGUGCUCUCGGACUGGUCAAUGAGGAGCGCUUGAAGUCUCGGUUAGCCUCGUCAUUUGGAUUGCUAACUCAGGGCCGACUACCCCAUGUAGUCGGUGCAGCCGUCGUAGCCGGCGCGGUAGCAUAUGCUGCUCGCGAGUUAUACAAUUUGCGACAACAAGCGUCGACUCUGAGGAAGCAGUUGCAAGAGGCUCACAAUAAGCUCGGGGAAAAGGAGUCAGAACUGCACCAAAAGACGGAGGAAUUGGAGCUCCUCCAUAAGAAGUGGCAAGGCGCAGCUCGUAUGCUGCUCAGUCGCGCCGUGGUGGCCAAUGAAAUGCAGGAAACCAAAACAAGUUCACCGUCGGGUACUGAGAGCACCUCUCAUCCACGAGGUGUAGCGAGUCGACUGGUCACCGCUGCAACGGGUUCAGGAGCGACCAGAGUCGCUGCCGCAGCGGCUAUGAUGUGGUUGCUCCGACUAAGGAUUUCUGCUGGAGGCUCACUACAGCUUCGCGGAGGGCCACAUAUAAAAGCCAAAUUUGGUGUGAGCCGUCCACUGUGAAGAACUGAAUGUGGCAACGCAUGUGUAGCAGCAGCAAGCAACAUGCCUCGUAUGGCAGUUGAAUAUUAGCAGCAGCAUCGUGCUGCUAAGUUGACA